GUGGGCUGCAGUAGAGGACCGCCGGUGUGUAUCCACUCAGUGAGCCUGAAAAGCGGGCAGUCCGUUGCUACUCCGGAAUUUGUGGAAUUUCGGGUUCUAAAUUAGUCAGCGCAGACAAUCGUCUGGGUGUUCCCAAGAAAUACUGUAAUCACCGAUAAGGUUUCUGAGUCCUCAACAUGUCUCAAGCUGAUAAACUGAAGCAGGGCCAGUUCACCAACCCAGAGACCCCUGGGUACGUGGGCUUUGCCAACCUCCCCAACCAGGUCCACCGCAAGUCUGUGAAAAAGGGCUUUGAGUUCACCCUGAUGGUGGUGGGUGAGUCUGGUUUGGGGAAGUCCACCCUGAUCAACAGCCUGUUCCUUACAGACCUCUACCCUGAGCGAGUAAUCCCAGGAGCAGCAGAGAAGAUCGAGCGCACCGUGCAGAUCGAGGCGUCCACCGUGGAGAUCGAGGAGCGGGGGGUGAAGCUGCGGCUGACCGUGGUGGACACGCCCGGAUACGGAGACGCCAUCAACAGCCAGGACUGCUUCAGCACCAUCAUCGCCUACAUCGACGACCAGUUUGAGCGCUACCUCCACGACGAGAGCGGGCUGAACCGCCGCCACAUCGUGGACAACAGGGUGCACUGCUGCUUCUACUUCAUCUCCCCGCUGGGACACGGCCUGAAGCCCCUGGACGUCCAGUUCAUGAAGGCCAUCCACAACAAAGUGAACGUGGUCCCCGUCAUCGCCAAAGCAGACACGCUCACGCUGAGGGAGAGAGAGAGGCUGAAGCGCAGGAUUUUGGAUGAGAUCGACGAGCACGGCAUCAAAAUCUACCAUCUUCCUGACGCGGAGUCCGACGAGGACGAGGACUUCAAGGAGCAGACCCGGAUUCUGAAGACCAGCAUCCCGUUCGCGGUGGUGGGGUCCAACCAGCAGAUCGAGGCCAAGGGGAAGAAGGUGCGAGGCCGCCUGUACCCCUGGGGCGUGGUGGAGGUGGAGAACCCCGAGCACAACGACUUCCUCAAGCUGCGCACCAUGCUCAUUACCCACAUGCAGGACCUGCAGGAGGUGACCCAGGACCUGCACUACGAGAACUUCCGCUCGGAGCGCCUCAAACGGGGCGGCAGGUUGUCCUCACAUGGUUACAUUCUGCCUCUGUCUCCUGCGAAGGGACCGGAGCCGGAGGAGAUGGACAAGGACAUUAUCCUCCAGGAGAAGGAGGCUGAGCUGCGACGCAUGCAGGAGAUGAUCGCCAAGAUGCAGGCGCAGAUGCAAAAGCAGGGAGACGGAGAGGGAGACAGUCAGCAAAUGUGAAGAGAACGGUCUUCGACUUCCGUGACGGCCAAGCCAGGGAGAGCGAGACGCGCUGGGAGGGGCCGCUCCUCGUCCGCUGCCAGUGCUGCCUGCCAGAAUUUCUGUUAUUCCACUCCUCUUAGCGACUCGCCUUUUUAUAAGCAGUAUUGUCUCACCUUUUUAUAUUCGCACACGUCGUCGCUACUAUGUUAACUUGUGCUAUUAUAUCGUGCUAAGCCAGUUAUCGAUAUGAACCCCCCCCCCCUCCAGCGAGAGGUGCAUGCUGUGUUACAAAGAGCCAUUUUGUGUUUAUUUUUUUCUUUUUUUGUCUUAUAAAUUUAAGAAAGCCAAAUGCUGCUGCCGUUCUUUCGUCAGUGGAACCCUGCACUCCAGAGCUCGCUGUUCAGCUGUGUGCUGUGCCAGCGCUGCUGGUCCCAGUGCCUAAAUGUCUUGCGUUUCCAUUGGGGCUUGUGGCGGUUUUGAGCAGCGGGAUUGGCUCACACGGGGACUUUUUACAGCGGUUUGUUGUUCUUUGCUUCGCAUCUGGACGCAGGAUAGUCCAGUGAAGGUCACCAGCAGCUUUUUCAGUAGGAUGCAGGACCCCAAGCCAGAUCGCUAAACCGCUAACUUCAUUGAGUGGUGGGUACAAAAAGAUAUUUGUACAUGUUAGGUAUACGUUGUACCAGCAUGUAGUUGUGCAUGAUGGUACAAUAAUAUGCUCAAAAUCCAUAUACCAAAAAAAUAGGACUUGAAGCUUAAUGUGCUGUCACUCGAAUUCAGCACAAAUGAUGUUUUCAAUGGCUGGUUUACCUUACUAACAUGUUAGGUGUGUCUUUUUGACUAUGCAACAUCAAAGCAGUUUUAAUUGCCACCACAACUAAGGGCUGUUUGUCAUUUUAUAUGUAUAACGCAUAACACAUUCCUAGAAAAACUGGUCUGCAUUAUAAAUUAUUCUUUUUUCUGGUUACAUUUUAGUUACAGGGCAUUUUUGCAGGAUUCUUUUUUUAUUUCUAAGAAUCAGUUUCUGGAUACCACAGUGCUGUCCUCUUCCAGUUUGGAGCCCGACUGUUUUGUGUCAAAAUGGCUGAUAUUUACACUGUGAGUUCUGUCCGUGACCCUUGACCCUUGAUCAAUGAAGGAGAUGUAGCCACACCUUUUACCCAGAGAUAUGCUUGUUUCCGAUGUCUGUGCCACCUGGGAAAUGUAGGUCUUCCACAACGCGUGUGGGUCAUUUGUAGUUAUGGGAGGGGUUGCCAUAGACUGGGACUUAUCAGGUCACAUCUCCCCAGGCACACCCCCACCUCUGUCGAUUUGGAUAACAUUCCGUCAUCUCCAUUUUCAGUGAUUUUAAAUCCUUCAGUGAUGGAAAAUAAUCCUUAUUGAAUACUGUCUUAUUGUAAUAAAAUUUCUAUUAAACCCUU
Molecule: messenger RNA, 2698 nt
Organism: Anguilla rostrata (American eel)
Lineage: Eukaryota; Metazoa; Chordata; Actinopteri; Anguilliformes; Anguillidae
Gene: septin2
Product: septin 2
Exons: 13
Coding region: 177-1298 (373 amino acids)
Biological process (GO): cilium assembly; cell division; intracellular protein localization
Cellular component (GO): septin ring; microtubule cytoskeleton; cell division site
Molecular function (GO): molecular adaptor activity; GTP binding; GTPase activity
Source: RefSeq, a predicted model, not a curated record